This is a messenger RNA of Peromyscus maniculatus bairdii (prairie deer mouse), 4151 nucleotides long. The record is from RefSeq and is a predicted model, not a curated record. Lineage: Eukaryota; Metazoa; Chordata; Mammalia; Rodentia; Cricetidae.
GUAAUUUUAUGGUUGGGGGUCACCACACCAUGAGGAACUGUGUUAAAGGUCACAGAGUGAGGAAGGUUGAGAACCACUGCCCUGAAGGAACCAGGAAUCAGGUGCUGGGUCUGCUCUCCGGCCUGUGGCCCCAGACUUUCUCCCUGAAACAUACUCUUGACCCUAUCUUGAGGGUCAACACUGAGCCCCAUGGAAGUGGCCCUGUGGCCUGGAUUACUACACAGGGUCAGAGUCUGGAAGUACCCCAGAGCAUCAGAGGCUGGCUCCCUGCAGUCCUGAGGUCAGGGUGGGAACCAGAGAGUAGGGCGGUGAUGUGUUGACUCUUGGAAAGUUCCUGCCUUGCAUCUGGCUUUGCAGUUUCAAGAGUUGCUGGCUGCCUCUGCCCAGAGCCCUGGCUCCUGUUUAAUAUUCUGCUGCCUGGUUGAUGUUGUGCUUGGCUCCUGUGGGACUGCAACUCACGGCUGGAAACUGGAGCCAAUUUUCUGUCUUCAUCUCGCAGUGUUUUGACUGGAGGCAGAUCCAGUUCAGGCCGAUCGGGGCUGUGGAAACAACUACCGAGUGUCUGUCUGCUUCACCCGGGAGGAGAGAGUGUGGCCGAGGAACUGGGAAGAGAGCAGAGUGCGGGGAGGACCCUAGGGACUUCUGCCCUGCCCCCGCCCCCCACUGAUCAGCAGAUUUCAUCAAAGGGGACUCCUAGGGGCUUGAAUAGAAAAUUGAUUUCACCUUAUUAAUAGAAAGGAGGCACAGGGGCCUGGCCCUUCCUCUUAGAGGUACAUUUGUAAGGUCAGGAGGAAAAUGCGUUUGGGAGGCAGAGCAACUGUCUGAGGGGCUGAGGGGAGCUGAGAACAAUAAGGAGUGGGCUCUAGAGGUCCUCCCUGAGAUGCAGGCUGCCGAUUGCGGUGGCCGAGCCGAUAGCAGCAAGAGUUUGCUGAAGUGUCCUUGGAAAAACAAUCUGCUGGUUUGGAAUGAAGGGGAGGGAUGGAAAGUGAAAGCCUCCCCAAGCACAGGAUGAUGCAGAGACCAUCCUCAGGCUGACUCCUAACCAGGGCUGUUUGUCCCACCUCACCCGCCCUCCUUUUUUUCAGAUCUGAGGCUGUCAGAGAUGACGCUGGUUCUGUCCAUGAAUAGAUUCUGUGAGCCCAUUGUCUCAGAAGGAGCUGCUGAAAUUGCCGGGUACCAAACGCUAUGGGAGGCUGACAGCUACAGAGGAGCAAGCCCCCCGGGGCCAGCACAGGCUCCUGUGCAGGGAGACGCAGGAGCCAGCCCACAACUGGCAGGAUCACAUUACAGGGGAAUUCCAAAUCCUAUAAGCACAUCCAAGGUCACAUACUUCAAGAGGAAGUAUGCAGAAGAGGAGGAUCUUCACCCACCACUCAGCAGCUGCAGCCAUAAAACUAUCUCCAUUUUUGAGGAGCGAGCACACAUCCUGUACAUGUCUUUGGAGAAGCUGAGGUUCAUCGAUGACCCGGAAGUGUACCUGCGGAGAUCUGUCCUUAUCAACAACCUGAUGAAGAGGAUCCAUGGGGAGAUCCUCAUGCAAAACAGCUGGUGCCUCCCUGCCUGCUCCCUUGGUGGCACCUCCGCCCAAGAGUGGUUCCUGGCUCAAGACUGUCCUUACCGGAAACGGCCCCGGGUGGCCAAAGAGGACUGGGAAAAGUUCCACACUUGCUGUUUUUAUCAGGAGUGUGGGGGUCACUGCCUGGAUCUGCCCCUUUCUGUCAAUGCUGGUGUCGGGAGCGCUUCAGCUGCUGCCACAGCCACAUCCCCCUCCUCCUCCCCACCCACCUCCUCCCCCUCCUCCUCUUCUUCCUCACCCAGCUCCUCCCCACCCAGCUCCUCCCCACCCUCCUCUCCCUCCUCUUCCCCUCUGCCGUUGGCUAGUUGCUCCCACCAUGUGGACUUUGAUGUAGGCAGUGCACCUGUUUACAAGAGCGAUGGCCAGAUACCUGCCAGUGAGAUCUUUGUCACUAAUGUUAGGUCCCUUGGUGUCCAGGAAAAGGCCAAAUCCAAUGAUGGGAAAGUAAGUCACGACAGCCACAGAGACGGUGUUGCCCUCAGCCGAGAACCUCUUGGGAACGACCUUGAUUUUGAGUGCAAAGGCCAAUUUUAUGAUUAUUUUGAGACCGGAUAUAACGAGAAAAACCACGUGAGUGAGUCUUGGAAAAAGUCUUUGAGGAAGAAGGAGCUUUCCCCAAGCAACAAACUGUGCUGCAGCAAGGGAAGUAAGAUGUGACCGACCUCCCGCCGGCUCCUGGACGCACGCACGCACAGCAUGACCGAGUUUUAUUUUGAAUGGAUUUUGUAGUUUUGUACAACUGAUAAAAUUAUGCAGUGAACACACUGUGUUGUUUCACUGCCUGGAGAGCAGAUUGCACAAAACAUCUGUACAGUAGGCAUCCACAAGCCACUCACUAAUGUGAUUUUGCCAAGGAAAGCCAACUUCAUGUUUGAAAGGAUAGCUUAGUUUUCUUUAAAAAAAAAAAUCAGUAGAUUAGGUUGAGGACAACAUGCCCCUGUUGUAUUCCCACCGCCCCUCCAGAGCCCAUCGAUAGCCAAGACAAGUUCAAUUUGUUUGCCAGUUAAUUAGGUAGUUACUUGGUAAACAAAUCAUUAUAACCAGCGGAGCUGUCUGCUUCUUCAAUACGAUACAGUAUUUCUUUCUGAGUAGAAGACUGAAGACAGGAAAACAGAUGACAUGGUUUCAUGAGUUGUGACGUGUUUGUAUUGGACAGGAUGAGACAAAAUGAAACACACCUACCAUACUCUGCGAGCUCCUAGCUUCCAUAUGAUGGUAAUGGAUGACUAGAGAAGUGAUGUACAGGGCUGUCUUUGAUGGGGUGAAUAGGGAGGUGUACAGGGCUGUCUUUGAUGGGGUGAGUAGAGAGGUGUACAGGGCCAUCUUUGGUGGGGUGAGUAGAGAGGUAGUGUACAGGGCCAUCUUUGGUAGGGUAAGUAGAGAGGUGUACAGGGCCAUCUUUGAUGGGGUGAGAAGGGAGGUGGUACAGAGGGUGGUCUUAAUGGGAGGACAAGGAAAGUGGUGUACAGGGCCAGUUUGAUGAUGGGCUGAUAGGGAGGUGUGGUGUACAGGGCGAUCUUGGGUGCCUUACUUUAUCUUAAUUUUUGCCAGUGUGAAAAUUAAGGAUAAAUCAGAGCUACAGCAGGGAUUUAACACAUAGGAAAAACACACAGGGUGGAUCCAUGCGGUUUGGAAACUUAACUUUGAACUGUUGUGUUCAACUUUUGAUUCGCCAUCCUCUUCCUCCUUUGUUUUUGACGCCCAGUGGCUGUGGGUCUGACAUUUUGGGUAGAGAUGGAGGAGACAGUAGGGAAGGCCAUUGGGACAGUGGAAGCUGCCUGGGCUUUUCCAUGGCAACGCACCGUUGUUGGGUCUGGGCUUUCUGAGCUUUGGGUUGUUUUGUUUUCUUGUCCAGUGACGUUCACAGCCCGUGGCAUGCGUUACAUACGUUAUACUUUGCCCUGUUUUGCAUCAUUUCAUGCGUUUAGACUCUUAAGAGCAUGUGGUUUCUAUAUGUGACUUUCGCUGUUGAUUGAGAAGCACAAUGUUAAUAGAUGACGUGGUGAUCAAUAUGUUUAUCUUAAAGAAUGUAAAGAUUGUAGGUUGCAGAACGUUAUUUUGGAGAAAUGGGACUCGCUCGUCAUUGUUACUGUGUAUUUGGCCAACACACACUUCAAACAAUACCUUGAAUUUGCACAUUGCUACGUGUCCUCAGUGGCACUGUGGCCCAGUCCAGCCAGCUCCUCCUCAUAAAAUGUAUUCCCAUUUCCAAGGCCAAGGACUUGGGCCUUUUAAAACGGUUAUUCACAGGAACCAAAUGCCAAAUGGAGGAAAUAGGUAAGUUCUCCCACUUUCUCCAAGAUGAAGAAGCUUUUUUAAUUAUUGCUAUUAAUAUUAAAUAGGUCUCAUUCAUACAGUGUAUGAGUAGAUCAUUUGGGAAAUUGUCCGCAAGGACCAAUUUUUAAAACAUGUUCCUGUGUUAUGGCUGAAUAGUCUAGUAAUGUUUUGUCCUUUAUUUUCAAUAUUUGAUGAACAUUUUGGUGUUGAAAUUUUAGGUGAUAGAUGCUAGUACAUGACUGUGUUGUAAUAAAGUGAGGUUUUCUUGAUAUAUAUUUAUUAAAAUGAUCAAAAAUCA